AGUGGGAGGGAGAAACCAAACCGCGGGGGCCGGCUGCUGGGCGUGGCCUGGGAGGCGGGCGUGGUCCCUCCUCUGCCCUCCACUCCCCACCACCUCCCGGAGGCUCCCCAGGCUCGGGGCGGGGUUUGGGUUUCGGUGUUUGGGUUGCUCUAUUUGCACCCCACCCCACCCCGGGCUACGGGGCAAGGCGGGGGCAACUCUUUCUUUCCUGGACGGCGUUUCCCCUUCGGCUCGCCCAGCCCCGGUCCGUCCCUGGGCAUCCAGCCCUCCCCACCUCCAGCCUCCCCAGGCCCAGCCUGCGGCUUGGAAGUCUGAGCUUGCGAUGUGGGCGCAAGCUCCCGUGGCCCCACGCGCUACGGGGGCGGGCGUAAAUUUAGGGAACCAGCCCCACCCCCCCGCCCCCGCAUGCUGACGCUAGGGCUCCCCGCACCCACCCACCCACCCACCCACGACUGCGUACCUGCCGGAGGCUGGAGCAGGAGCGGCAGGAGGUGCCUGGCGGCCUCCCCGAGUGGACCGGAGUGGAGGGAGGAAGUUUCGCCUCAGAGUGAAUGAAUGACGUGAUAUCAAAGUGACCCAAGAUGAGAGGAGAGGAGGCAAGACAGAGGCGGAAGGAAGGGCAGCUGGGAAGUGAGGAGCAUCCCCUGUCCAGAGUGGAGAGCCCAGGGCAACCCGUGGGCGAGGCUGUGCCACGGACCUCCCAGGAGAGACAUCUGUUAGAUACCAAAAAGCCUCAGGAAGAAACGGCUUUGACCAUCGGCCUCCAAGUGCUCAUCCCCUUUCUGCUUGCAGGUGUGGGAAUGGCCAUGGCUGGAAUGCUUUUGAAUUAUAUCCAGCACUGGAACGUGUUUCUGGAGAUUAAAGAACUCUUAACCCUGGUGCCUCCCCUUGUGGGCUUGAAAGGGAACUUGGAAAUGACCCUGGCUUGCCGGCUCUCCACAGCUGCUAACACUGGGGUCAUCGAUGACCCUCAGCAGCAGCAAAAAAUGAUCAGUAGUAACCUCGCUCUGAUCCAGGUUCAGGCCACAGUUGUGGGCCUACUGGCUGCUGUGGUUGCCCUUGUGCUGGAAGCCAUCGCUGGACAAGACCUUAAAUUGUCCCACGUCGGGGUCCUGUGUGCCAGCAGCAUGAUCACAGCCUUCAUGGCUGCCCUUUUCUUAGGAAUACUGAUGAUUUGUGUGGUGCUGGGCGCUCGGAGGAUAGGGAUCAACCCAGACAACAUUGCCACACCCAUAGCAGCCAUGCUCGGAGAUGUCGUAUCCCUCUGCAUUCUGGCAGGCAUCAGCAGCUUCCUGUACAGAUACAUAGACCAAUAUUACCUGUUCCCAGGGAUCUGUUUCUUCUUCUUCGCCCUCAUCCCAAUGUGGAUUUUCAUAGCAAAGCAGAGCCCGUCUAUCAUCCAAAUCCUGAAGACGGGCUGGUUUCCCGUCAUCACAGCCAUGCUGAUUAGCAGUCUUGGUGGGCUCAUCUUCAACAAAACCAUAACUGAGCAGAAGAUCAGUGGGAUGGCUGUCUUCACUCCAGUGGUGAAUGGUGUUGGGGGUAAUCUGGUGUCUAUCCAGGCCAGCCGGAUCUCUACCUACCUGUACUCCUGGAGUUCCCCUGGAGUCCUGCCACACAAUAUGAGAAGCUUUUGCCCCAAUCCAUGUUCCAUUUUCUGCUCUUCAGAAAUCAACUCUGUGUCUGCCCGAGUCCUGCUGUUCCUGGUGAUCCCUGGCCAUCUGACAUUCCUCUACCUUAUUCACGUCAUGGAAGGACAGGAGAUCAAGAUUCAUCUGCUGUUUGUGGUCCUUUAUCUGGUUGCUUCAUUGGCCCAGGUGCUGAUCCUAUUAUACCUGGCAGAGAUAAUGGUGAGGCUGGUAUGGCACCACUCUCAGGAUCCUGACAGCCACUGCAUCCCGUACCUCACUGGGAUAGGGGAUCUGCUGGGGACCAGCUUCCUGGCCCUCUGCUUUCUCUUAGAGUCCUUCAUCUCUGUCAAGAUGCAUCUGAAAAAUCCCAACAUGGUGGAACCUGGACCCCCUUAGAGAACUUGGGCAAGAAAGCCCAAGAAACUUUAUUCUCUGGUCUUGCAGCCUUUAGAAUCCUGAAAGCAAAUGUCCCAACAGUCAGACCAAAAGGAUUUUGGGGCCUCUCCUCAUAACCCCCUCUGCCAAGAAGAUUAUCUCAUGUAGCCUCAGGCAUUGUUACCUGGCAGCAGCCCAGAACAUGGCUUGUAUAUACAUGUAGGUGCCAGUGUGGCAUGGGCUUCCCAAUGGGAAUGGUGUCAUGGAAGGGUCCAGCAUGUCUUUGGGAGGCCACACAAAUGAGAAGGAUGCUGCUCUGGCCAGAUGUCUUGGCUCUUCCUCUCAGUGACAGUGUCCAACUUGGACAACUUCAGAGCUGCUAUUUGGAUCUACCCCUUACCCCUCUGCAGCUGUCCUGACCCAAAGGCAAAGCACUUCCCAAGGGGAAUCCAGCCAUGCCGCUGGGCCCAAUCAAGGGCAUGAUAUCUCUCCUUGUUCCAACUUAGUUCAUCUCAACUUUUUCCCCAGAAACCCUAUUAGGAAAUUCAGUGUUUGAAAAAGUGUGGAAUUAAAUUAUGUAGAAUUUA
Molecule: messenger RNA, 2593 nt
Organism: Trichosurus vulpecula (common brushtail)
Lineage: Eukaryota; Metazoa; Chordata; Mammalia; Diprotodontia; Phalangeridae
Gene: SLC41A3
Product: solute carrier family 41 member 3
Exons: 11
Coding region: 582-2027 (481 amino acids)
Biological process (GO): monoatomic cation transport
Cellular component (GO): plasma membrane
Molecular function (GO): monoatomic cation transmembrane transporter activity
Source: RefSeq, a predicted model, not a curated record